Molecule: messenger RNA, 3222 nt
Organism: Colletotrichum higginsianum IMI 349063
Lineage: Eukaryota; Fungi; Ascomycota; Sordariomycetes; Glomerellales; Glomerellaceae
Product: Sec8 exocyst complex component specific domain-containing protein
Exons: 2
Coding region: 1-3222 (1073 amino acids)
Biological process (GO): exocytosis; Golgi to plasma membrane transport
Cellular component (GO): exocyst
Source: RefSeq, a predicted model, not a curated record
AUGUCGAACCGGUACGGCGGUGGUGGUGGCUACCGCAACGGCAACGGCUACGGCAACUUUGGUAGGCGCGAAGAAGACUACGAUCCGUACGGCGAUGGCUACAGCGGUAGCGACAAAGGCGACCGGUACGCCGUUGGGUCACCGCCGACGAUGAACCCGCGAUCACCUCCUUCCCUCCGAAGUGGAGGACCGCCGCCGAUUCGCAGUCGUGAGCGUAUCCAGGAGACGACUGCCGAGCGGCAGAUUGGCCAGGUACUCGAGCACAUUAAGCUGGAGUGGCCGGCCAUGUGCCAGACCGACUGUGUACCCGUUCAGCUUGCCCUCCAGCUCCUCGAUACCAGCUCCGUCGGCCGCGCCCACGACUAUAACAAGUUUCGACAGACGCACGAAUACCUGCAGAGCUCCCUCAAAGGAAUCGUACACGAGCACCAUCAGGGCUUCAACAGCUCGAUCGGGACGUUCCACAAGAUCCAGGGCAGUAUCCAGGCGUCGCAAAAGCGAGUGCGCGCGCUCAAGGACUCACUCUUGACCUCCAAAGUGAGCCUCUGCACGUCGGACCCUGACCUCAAAAAGCUCUCGGCCACAUCGCAGGCUUACGACGAGCUUCUCACGGCUCUGAACGAGCUGGAGGAGCUGCGCUUGGUGCCAGACCAGCUGGAAGCACGCAUCUCCGAGAAGCGAUUCCUGAGCGCAGUCGAGGUGCUGCAGAAUGCGUUGCGAAAGCUGCGGAAACCGGAGUUGGACGACAUUGGCGCCUUGAGUGAUCUGCGGGGCUACCUCGCCAACCAAGACACGGCGAUUAUGGAUAUUCUGGUCGAGGAGCUUCACGAACACCUGUACCUGAAGUCGCCCUACUGUCAGGAGCGGUGGCAGAACCUAGCCAAGACCCAGGGUGCGUUCAAGGAGGGCAACUACGAAUCGAUUACCAUUGCCCCAUUUCACCAAGUACUGGACGCCAUGGACUUCGAAGGGACGGUGGCCGAGGAUCCAGCUAAGAACCCGGAGGCUGACACGUUCUCCUACGUAUCUCUGCUGGUAGAGUCCCUAAACAAGCUGGGAAGGCUGGAGACCGCCGUCGACACCCUCAAGCAGAGGUUGCCUGUCGAGCUGUUUACAAUUGUCAACGAGACGCUGCGGGAGGUCGACCAACGGCAUCCAAGCUCAUUGCGCGGCGGCUCUGCCAACACCCAAGGGCUGCACAUCUACGGCAACCGGGAGACGCAGAUGAGAGCGGACGUCAUCUACGACCUGCUGUGGACGUUAUUUGGCAAGUUCGAGGCCAUUGCCGAGGGUCAUCGCGUGUUCCACGAGUCGAUUAAGGCGCUCAUCCGGCGGGAGGGUGCCGGGAACAACAGCGCGUUGCUGGGAAGCUUCAAGGAGCUCUGGAACCUAUAUCAAAACGAGAUCCGUUCCCUACUGCACAAUUAUGUUACAACAGACGCCGACGUGUACCAGUUCAGCACGUCACCAAAGCCAGGUGCUAACAUCAAUGGCAAGAAGGACGCCGCUCGGGAACAUCUUUUCAAGUUCGCCGACAGCGACCCAAAGGCCGUAGAUAUGACGACAGAAUACGACGCUCUAGAGAGCAUCAUCCGGGCUGCGGUCCCCGGUCUGACGGACACAUCUCGAAAAUCCGGCGCUGACAAGAAACGGCCGGUCUUGGACAUCGGCAACACCAGGAGAGGCGGAACCUCGGGCUGGGAGAACAAGCAGACGACCGGAACCUACAAGUCCCUCGUUGAGCCCAGUGUCUUCAACAUGAGUUUGCUUCUUCCACCCACCCUCGUCUUUCUCCAACGCCUCAAAAUGAUUGUCCCCCCGGGCUCGGAUCUUGCCACUAGUACACUGACGUCUUUCCUGGAUAACUUCCUGGUCAACGUAUUCCAGCCCCAGCUGGACGAGACUCUCGGCAAGCUCAGCGACACCAUCUUCGGCGAAGCCGACACAUUUUUGACAGAUCAGGAGUGGACCCAAGUCGCUAGGCGGCCAGUUUUCAAGGGUACAACUGCCUUCUUUGCCAUUGUCACAGCUUUCUGCCGCAUGCUGGGCACAAUUCCCCAUGACCAAGCCCUAAGCACGCUCAUCAUCACCCAGAUGAUGAGAUACUAUGAUCGCUGCUUCGGGUGGUACAAGUCGCUCGUGAGCAAAACGCAGGCGCAGGCGGGCGAACCUACGAAGCUGCGCAUGUCAGCAGCAAUGGCCCUGGAAGAGGGCGAUGUCCAAGAGACGAUAAAGCAACUGUGGACAUCGGAUACGCUGGAGCGUGAGCUCUUGGAGAAGGAAGUCGGUCUGCUUAUCGUCCAGACUAACGAGAAGCGCAUGGAGAUGGCCGACAUCAUCCAAGACAAGGAUACCAUUUCGUCGCUUUGCCUCCUGUACACUAGCAUGAAAUGGCUCGCGGUCAAGAUCUCGGGUCUCCGUCACAUCACUCGAAACGAGUCAGACUCGUCACGCCCACACCUAAACCGAGGCUCGAGCAAGCGGUGGACGCUGAUGAACGACCCCAACAAAGCCACCAACGAAAAUGGCCCUGUGUAUCUCCCCAUGACGCAGGAAACCGUCCAGACCGAUAGGGCUUUCGACGGCAUUGUCUCGUCCUUCGAAGAGCUCGCCGCCACCGCGCUCCUGACCCUCCAUAUGGAGAUCCGCUGCGAGAUCAUCUACUCCCUCCGCACUGCGCUCUCCACCGACACGGCGCCCUACCUCCUUGACCAGGAAGUCACGGAGCCGGACCCGCAGAUCCUGACUCUCAACUCGGACCUCGUACUUUACGACGAGACCAUCGCGCGCUACCUCCGCGCCAAAGAGACGGCCUUCAUCCGCACCGGCCUGGGCCUGCUGAUCAAUGCGUACCUUGUCACCAACGCGGCCUUCGUGUCGCCCAUGAACGCAAAGGGUUGCGGCCGCAUGCAGCUCAACAUCCUCGUGCUGCAGCAGAACCUCAAGAACGUCGAGGAGGGUGUCGACCUCGCGCGCGCGUCAAACUACUUUGCCCUCUUCGACAAGGGGCCCGACGCCAUCGUCGAAAAGGCUCGCGAGGACAAGGAUAAGGACGAGCACGCCGACCCCGCUGACACGUUCGGCUACGAGGAGCUACGGACCCUGCUGGAGCUGUGCUUCAGCGAGCAGCUUGCGAACCCGGAGCGGGGGAUCGCCAGCGCCGCCAAGAGGCAGAUGGCGGAUAAGAUGCUGGGGCUCAGCGAGCACAUGUGGCAGACCUAA